Messenger RNA from Microsporum canis CBS 113480, 1080 nucleotides. RefSeq lists its product as hypothetical. The record is from RefSeq and is a predicted model, not a curated record. The coding region runs from base 1 to 1080 and encodes 359 amino acids. Gene Ontology annotation, biological process: regulation of DNA-templated transcription. Gene Ontology annotation, molecular function: RNA polymerase II cis-regulatory region sequence-specific DNA binding; DNA-binding transcription factor activity, RNA polymerase II-specific. Gene Ontology annotation, cellular component: nucleus. NCBI's taxonomy places the organism in Eukaryota, Fungi, Ascomycota, Eurotiomycetes, Onygenales, Arthrodermataceae. The transcript has 6 exons.
AUGGAGCCUGUUCCUGUUCGUCGUAUUAACCGAUGGACCCAGGAAGAGGACACUAUCCUCAUCCAAAGGCUCUACGAGCAACAAUCCUACGAUCCUGCUGGAGCAGCAACUGACUGGCAGAAAAUUGCUGCUGUUCUUCCCGGUCGAUCGAAUAAAGAUUGCCGAAAACGAUGGUUCAAUGUUCUCAGUGGAGGACUACGAAAGGGUGCAUGGUCACCUGAAGAAGACUCAUUCCUCAGAGACGCAGUACGGGUUGAGGGAAAAUCAUGGAUGCGUGUUGCCCAGCAUGUUCCUCAGCGUACCGCAGACCAAUGUGCGAAACGAUGGCAACAUUUCCUGGACCCUACCCUGGAUCGCUCAGAAUGGACAGUAGAAGAACAACAUGGGCGCCAUUGGCUGGCUAUCCGAAAUCAAUACCUACCACUACGAUCUCCAAAUUCUCUAAAGAACCAGUAUUCAAUUCUUAUGCGUCGUCACGAAAAAAGUCUUGCGUCUUCUUUCCAGAAGAGCCAGGGCUCAUGGGAACUUCCUGCAAGCGACUACCAUGCGGCAUCUACGACCUCUCCGAAAACCCCUAAUAGACGUUCUAAAACAAAAUUCAACCGCAAGAACAGCUCUGAGACCGACACAUAUAUUAAACAAGAGGUGGAAGAAGACUUUAUAGGCUCUUCAAUUUAUGGUGAAGUUGACUACCAGUCAACUAUGUCCCCCGCCACAGAUUAUGGUUUAAUAAGCAAAGGAGCCUCAACCUCUGACCCAACCACAGAUAUAUAUGCUGGGCUCAUUAAACAAGAAGAAUUUUCAGUGACUGGGUAUGAUGGGACAUGCUUUGGUUCUAGUCUUGGAACACAAUACGAAGUAAACCCUGCUCAGUUAUCGCAUUUGGACGCCGGUAUCCCAUGCCACACCCCCGAAGAAUUGUGGUUGACAUACCCUACAUCACCAAGCUCAACGGCACCUAGCGAUGGCGACCUAGGCAGCCUCUCAUCUCACAGAGAUCAAUGGAGUUACGAGGUGCCAGGAAUGGCAUUGCAGGAGCCAAGUGCACUUGCAGCUUACGGAUACGGCGGAUAUCAAUGA